Messenger RNA from Nipponia nippon (crested ibis), 1071 nucleotides. Lineage: Eukaryota; Metazoa; Chordata; Aves; Pelecaniformes; Threskiornithidae. The record is from RefSeq and is a predicted model, not a curated record.
AUGCGUAGUAGUCUUCGAUCGCCUCCUCAGCGCGAGUGCAUCUCCAUCCACGUGGGCCAAGCGGGCGUGCAGAUCGGCAACGCCUGCUGGGAGCUGUACUGCCUGGAGCACGGCAUCCAGCCCGACGGGCAGAUGCCCAGCGACAAGACCAUCGGCGGGGGGGACGACUCCUUCAACACCUUCUUCAGCGAGACGGGGGCCGGCAAGCACGUGCCCCGCGCCGUCUUCGUGGACCUGGAGCCCACGGUGAUCGACGAGGCACGCGCAGGGACGUACCGGUGGCUUUUCCACCCCGAGCAGCUGAUCACGGGCAAGGAGGACGUGGCCAACAACUACGCCCAUGGGCACUGCGCCAUUGGGCCGGAGAUCACCGACCUGGUCCUCAACCGCAUCCACCAGCUGAUGCACAAUGUCUGGUUCACAGACGCCUCGUCAAAACGGGAGGGGAAAGUCUGGAAAUAUCGAGCGGUGGCCCUCCAAGGAGGGACCAGGGAACAGAUUAUCACCGAAGGGGAGGACAGGCAACCCCUGGAAGACGACCCCCUACAUUUGAGAGAGCGAAAGGGUUUGUGGGAGGCCUGGCAGGUGGAUGGCAACGGCCCGUUCCGCAAAUCAGAAGGGAAGUGCUAUGUAUUAGUGGGGGUCGAACUGGUAUCUGGCCUAGCACAGGCUACAGCCUGCGCUAAGGCAACAGGGGAGAAUGCCCUGAAAGAAUGGUUUGGGCCCUUCCCUAAACCGCAGUCGAUUCAGUCCGACAGUGGGACGCGCUUCACAGCCAAGACGGUCCAGGAAUGGGCGGCUCGGGAGGGGGUUUCAUGGGUAUUCCACACCCCAUACGACCCGCAAACAAAUGGGAUCGUGGAGAGAACAAACGGCUUGCUGAAGCGCUUCCUGAAAGCACACAAACCAGGGUGGGCUGAGCGGGUGGGAGAUGCAGUGACCAGCGUCAAUAGCCAUCGGGGAACAAACGGAUGCCCAAAGAUGCCGGCGUUUUGCCCACAAGCCCCGACGAUCGUGCCCACCUCACCUGGCCCUGGACGCUCCAACAACCCAUCCCGUUUCCCCGGAUGA